AUGUCUGGUGCACAAGUUCAUGCCCUAGGUGAAGCAGAGAUGGUCUCCUCAAGGCCUUACAUGAGAAAUGAAGAAUUAUGCGAGGUCAAAUGGAAACAUGAAAAAGGUUUGAAUGAAGCACAGAUUUCUGGUUUAACUCUGAAAAAUUUUGGAACCAGUAGGGUUCGGACAAUGCAUUGGACAAUAGGUUCAAGGUUUCAGCCAGCUGGGCUCGAGUCUCUACAAAAGUGGAUACGCAUUGGGGUUCUGCGGAAAUGUAAUGUGCUUGUGGCUUUUGUAGUUGGAUUUCCGCUGGCUGGUUCUGUUGGAUAUGGUUUUACUAAGAGUCCUUUGGAGCAGAUAGAUCCCUGUGAUGUAGCUAACUCGAAGUUAUUGAAGCUAAGGCAU
This is a messenger RNA of Ilex paraguariensis (yerba mate), 387 nucleotides long. NCBI's taxonomy places the organism in Eukaryota, Viridiplantae, Streptophyta, Magnoliopsida, Aquifoliales, Aquifoliaceae. The record is from the annotation of a GenBank genome assembly.